UGUGGCAGCCUCGGCCAGGAGCCUGUCCCAGGAGCAGCCCCUCUGCAAACAGAGUGAUCAGGACGCCACGGCUCCGCCUGAAGCGAUGGCCCAGCCCUACCCCCCCGCCCAGUACGGACAGAACGGCAUCCCCGCCGAGUACGCCCCGCCCCCGCCGCACCCCACGCAGGACUACCCGGGCCAGGCCCCGGUGCCCCCGGAGCACGGCAUGACCCUGUACACACCAGCACAGACCCACCCCGAGCAGCCGGGCUCCGAGGCCAGCACGCAGCCCAUCGCCGGGACCCAGACAGUGCCGCAGACAGAUGAGGCGGCACAGACGGACAGCCAGCCGCUGCACCCCUCCGACCCCACAGAGAAGCAGCAGCCCAAGCGGCUGCACGUCUCCAACAUCCCCUUCCGGUUCAGGGACCCCGACCUGCGGCAAAUGUUCGGGCAAUUCGGAAAAAUUUUAGACGUGGAGAUCAUUUUUAACGAGCGGGGCUCCAAGGGUUUUGGGUUUGUAACUUUUGAAACUAGCUCAGAUGCUGACCGAGCCCGGGAGAAGCUGAAUGGGACGAUCGUAGAGGGACGGAAAAUUGAGGUCAAUAAUGCCACAGCCCGAGUCAUGACCAACAAGAAGACGGGGAACCCCUACACCAAUGGCUGGAAGCUAAACCCCGUGGUCGGCGCAGUCUACGGGCCUGAAUUCUAUGCAGUGACGGGGUUCCCCUACCCCACCACGGGCACAGCCGUUGCCUACCGGGGCGCGCACCUACGCGGCCGGGGCCGGGCCGUGUAUAACACCUUUCGGGCUGCGCCGCCCCCGCCCCCCAUCCCGACUUACGGAGCGGUCGUGUAUCAGGAUGGAUUUUAUGGUGCUGAGAUUUAUGGAGGCUAUGCAGCCUACAGAUACGCUCAGCCAGCCGCCGCCGCUGCCGCCUACAGCGACAGUUACGGCAGAGUGUACGCCGCUGCCGACCCCUACCACCACACCAUCGGCCCCGCGGCCACCUACAGCAUCGGAACCAUGGCUAGCCUCUGCCGAGGAGGGUACAGCCGCUUCACCCCCUACUAGCAAGAGACCCAGCCCCUAACAGCAUUCACACUGACUGCCUAUUACAAACCACACCCAACAGCCCAAACACCAGGCACAGCCACCAGGAAGACAGUGCGCCCCUCCCGGUCAGCGACACGCACCGCUGACCCUGCGCGACUCUAAAAUCCAUACAUUUUUAUCUCCAGCCAGCUGGUCUCCCCACCCCACCCGUGAUGGUGUGUGUGUCUUUGACCCUGGUUUUCCUGUAUGUCUGAAACCUUGAGUUCCUAUUUUGCCUUUGUUGAUGUUGUAUUACCCAAGUCAUUUCAGGUACGGUAUGCACCUGGUGGGGGCCAGGCCGAGGCCCGAGACCAGGCCACCCCCCCCAUGGGACUAGCAGUAGCGCCCCGUGAGGGCGACGCCUGUGUCCUGGCCCCUCCCCGUCCCCUGGCGGCAGCACCCUGGUACAGGGAGGGAGGGGCUCCAGGCGCCCCAGGCGGGGUCCCCCAGCCUGCCAGCGCUCCUGUCCAGACUUUGCCCAGCUAGUCACAGGAGUAGCCACCUCCCCCCUCCUCACCCCAUUCAGCUGAAACUAAUAUUUUUAAUUAAAUUUUCUUGAUGACUUUCCUGCCGUAAUCACAAGCAUGUCACAUGGUGUACAGACUGCCGUGGUCACCCCAGUCUCCGCGACUCCUUAGCACCACUGUUUGAGAAAUGGACAUGUGGGCAGGCCUGUCCCUGCCUCUCCACAGGGCACCUCAGCACUGCCAGGCGGGACCAGGCCAGCCUCGCACUGGGUGUUUGUCCUGGAGCCACAGUCCACCCUCCCUGUCCCCAGGCUCCGAAAUGCCUUUAUCAGAGUACAUUUCAGAGGGGCCUCAACAGGAGAGCCGAGAGGGGCCAAGCGCCGCCUGCUCAGGCCUUCCCGAGCCAGCCCGCUCCCGUCAGCCCGGCCCCGUCGGAGACCACGUGCAGGGGCCCAGGGGCCGUCUCAGCCCCGGCGCCCACCC
Messenger RNA from Lemur catta (Ring-tailed lemur), 2028 nucleotides. RefSeq names its product RNA binding fox-1 homolog 3 (gene RBFOX3). Gene Ontology annotation, molecular function: mRNA binding. The transcript has 12 exons. The record is from RefSeq and is a predicted model, not a curated record. Gene Ontology annotation, cellular component: nucleus; cytoplasm. Gene Ontology annotation, biological process: regulation of alternative mRNA splicing, via spliceosome; nervous system development. The coding region runs from base 86 to 1057 and encodes 323 amino acids. Lineage: Eukaryota; Metazoa; Chordata; Mammalia; Primates; Lemuridae.